CAACUACUGAGUACAGAGCAGGCCCAUAUGCUUCCCGGAUAAAGUAAUGUGCAGUGUAAACCCGUCGCGAACGAGCUACCUGAAAAACAGUGGCAUCUCGGUGACUAGAGAGAAGAAAAGUUGAGCACCAAAGAGGAAGCAUGAAUACUGACAUAACGGCGUCAGCAAAGCCCGAGUACCCGGUGAUUGAUCGGAACCCUCCCUUCACGAAGACGGUGGCGAAUUUCAACACCCUCGACUACCUCCGCCUCUCCACCAUUACCGGCGUUUCCGUCGUCGUCGGGUAUCUCUCAGGGAUUAAGCCCGGGAUUAAGGGGCCGUCGAUGGUGACUGGUGGCCUGAUUGGUGUGAUGGGAGGAUUUAUGUACGCUUACCAGAAAUCUGCCGGCAGGCUCAUGGGUUUUUUCCCAAAUGAAGGUGAGGUUGCUAAGUACAAGAAAUGAAAUUUACCAAGGGUUUCUGCCCUUGUGCCUUUUGUAUUUGUGGUGGUUUCUGCUGUGAAAGAAAAAUCUCCCUGCCGAUUACUUUUGUUCUGUGCUGCUGUAAGAGUUUAAUCUGAACAAGUUACUUGCGAUUUUCAAUAAUUAAGAGUUGGUUUGCACUUGCUGGAACUCAGAGUAACCUGUCCAGUUUCUGCUGCUUAAUGUGACUUGUAUUUGCAAUUAAUGCUUGUUAUCAGCAUCUUUGUGAUAUCUCAUGUAUUCAAAUGUCAUCCUGUGGGAGUCUUGAUGCACUUUUUUUAGUCUUUCUCCGAAGUUGUGCUAAUCUGUCCAGAACAUUAAGACAACUUUUCAUAGUCCCAUAUUAUGGAUGAGGAUCUUCGCAAUUUUGAUUUUGAAGCUUGUACUGGUCAUACAAAUAUUGCUCUUUGGCGUCUAUCUGCUAGAAUGCAUGGUUCUGAAGUGUGGUUGAUCAUUUUAUUUACUUGUUGUGUAUAUGAAAGCUAAUUGGGUUUGGAUAAGGUGAACACGAAAUUUACAAGGUUAGCUUGCUAUACUUAUGAUGUUUCCCCAUUUUCUGUCAUCUUAUGAUAGUGAACUAAAAGUUUGCAAGCAAGGCUAUGUGUGCUUCCCUUACGUUCUUAAAUUUAUAUUUCUAACACCAGUGUCCAGUGCUAUAUCCACGUUUAUAACUUGUUUCUGG
Molecule: messenger RNA, 1143 nt
Organism: Striga asiatica
Lineage: Eukaryota; Viridiplantae; Streptophyta; Magnoliopsida; Lamiales; Orobanchaceae
Source: the annotation of a GenBank genome assembly